CUGUCUUCUAGUUAGUAGUUAGAUAGAACCGCGAGUAGUCGCUUGCGCAACUGUGAAAUAAAGCACUGACAACAUCCAGUAUGAAGUUCAUCACAUAUAUAAUCUUAUUUGGAGCCAUUGCGUUGAGUGAAUCCUCCAUAAUCCCCAGCUACAAAGAUAUAUACUUAUUAGACAAACCGUCUUCAAAUGUGUACAUAUCUCUACUACCAAUGGAAAACAGAAUAGAAAAAGAGCCUAAGGAAUUGAAUAUUUUACGUCAACAAAUGGACGAGGUUAUGAAGAGUAUGUGCGAGCAAGAUGUUAAGUCGGGUGAAAUGGCGUCAGACUGGUCUAUUUGCGUUAUAAAAACGGUGACUUCGUUUAUUGGCUGUAUGCAUGUGGAUACAGAUUUAAAAGAUACCGCGGAAGCCGAUUUUCUGAAAUGCCUGAGCCAAGCGCUGUCCGUCUUCGUAAAGUGUCUUGUAUGGAGACCAGAGUCUGCAGUACUAGAUAAGUACUCUCCUAAUGUGGUUAUGCAUGAGAAAUAGUUGUUAUAAUUUUCGAUAUUAUUAAACAUUGUUUUAAGUAA
Messenger RNA from Leguminivora glycinivorella, 568 nucleotides. RefSeq lists its product as uncharacterized. The transcript has 3 exons. The coding region runs from base 81 to 527 and encodes 148 amino acids. Lineage: Eukaryota; Metazoa; Arthropoda; Insecta; Lepidoptera; Tortricidae. The record is from RefSeq and is a predicted model, not a curated record.